AUGCGAGGAGCUAUUGUAGAGCUGUGGUUACGUCGUACUAUUAAUCGAGCAAGAAGGAAAAGCUAUGUGACAAUGGAACAAGCGAUGGAACUCAAUCGAAUUGUAGCGACCUUGCCACAAAUGUACACGAGGAUUUUUAAUUUGGCCAAUGUGCCAAUUGCUUUCAACUUGGCACAAUGCUUACAUGUGUGUUUUGUUGGAUUCUUGCUCCUCCUAGGAGCUGCAUUAGCUCCAGCUAUGGGAUUUAUGGCAUUGUUUUACGUCGGGAUUGCUGCUGUGCUGCUGUUUGCACUGGAUAAUGUAGCUUCCUCUAUCGAGUGUCCGUUUGGUGCCGGUGCAAAUGAUGUGGAUCUAGAAGCGCGUAUCUUGUGUAUUCAAGACGAGCUAAGAGUUAUUCUGCAAGCGCAUUUCCACUCGGUUGGUCAUGUGGAUUCGUUCAAGGAGCAAGAUCGUAUGGCAUCCUUGUCAUCACUUCUCUCGGUCGACGUCGAGACAUUGAAUCAUGGUCGUACGCGUCACGAGUCAGUGUCAUCUUCUUACUCAUCCAGAGAGCGUUCGUCUCAGUACGCUGCGCCGUCUUCAACGUCGGCCACUGAUCGAGCUUUUUUGCUGUCAAUCCAGCCCGAUGUGUAUGGUGCUAUCGCAGAAGCUGACGACGAGUUGGCAAGCCCUCCAGCAAUGCACGGAUCAGAUGAUCACGCGCAUAUCGCUGUUUAG
Peronospora belbahrii is the source of this 717-nucleotide messenger RNA. The record is from the annotation of a GenBank genome assembly. Lineage: Eukaryota; Oomycota; Peronosporomycetes; Peronosporales; Peronosporaceae.